ACAUCAUUGGAGGGAGGAGCUCUUGAUUGUCUUAAGUCUGCUCAGAAGUCGCGGAAUUCUGGACACAAAAUAUAACUUUGUGGGAUCAUGGCCUGGAGCGACAUGGAACUUCAAGUGUUUUUACUGAUUUUGUUUCUCUGUUUGACUUCCAAGAGAUGCGAGGGCAAAGUGAAUCACAAACCGUCGUGCGGAUAUCCUCCCUCGCAGUGGUGCCGAACUCUGGAAAUAGCGCUUGAGUGCGGGGUUCAGAAGCAGUGCCUGGAGCUGCGUGCCACGCGGCCCAACGUGACGGUGCCCCCGGUGGAGCUGACCCUGUACUACGAGAGCCUGUGCCCUGGCUGCAGGGACUUCAUUACGCAACAGCUGUACCCCACCUGGACACUCCUCAGGGACAUCCUGAGGGUCAACCUGGUGCCAUACGGGAAUGCAAAGGAGAUGCAGAAUGCAGUCAUCUGCCAACAUGGGGAGCCAGAGUGUCAUGUCAACCUGGUUGAGGCAUGUAUCCUACACACCACCAGCCAUGAAGCUUUCCACGUCAUCAACUGCAUGGAGUCUGCCUCCGAUGUCCUGACUGCAGCUCAGUCUUGCCUGCAGCUGUUUGCCCCGUCUGUCCGAUGGGAGAACAUCUCGUCCUGUGUCCGGGGGCCUCUCGGCCGGAGUCUGAUUCACGAGAACGCGGCCAAGACUCGGGCGCUGAACCCGGCGCACACACACGUGCCUUGGGUCACAUUCAAUGGGAUGUACACAGACGAAUUGGAAGAUCAGGCGAUGUCCUCUCUCUUCCAUCUGGUUUGCAGUUUGUACAAAGGAGGCAAGCCUCCAGCCUGUACUGGAGCCCUGCGUAAACUAGACAGAAGCUUCUGCUGACAGAAUAACUCCAAGACAUGAUGUGCCUUUCAUACAUUUCUUUUACAAUAAAUGCCUCUUAGGCCUGUCUAUUGGGCUGUUGACUACUUUGAUUUCUUAAGCACAUAUAAACUGCCUUAUUGUUGGGACAUUAAUUUACACUGACCUUUCAAGAUGGCUGUCAUAUAGAACCCAGUGAGUUCAGUGGUGAACUUUACAGCAAACAUGCACUGGAAGCUUAUUAUUAAUUAUUGUUAUUAUUAUUAUUUAUAGUGGGAUGUAUAAAAAGUAAAUGUGGGACUGAUCUUGAUUUUGUUCAACGUUUACUACAUGAAUGCACUGCAAGCUGCUGUAAGAAAUUAUUCCCGUAAAUAUUUUAUGUGAAAUAAAUCCCAGAUAUAUAACCGACA
Molecule: messenger RNA, 1256 nt
Organism: Clupea harengus (Atlantic herring)
Lineage: Eukaryota; Metazoa; Chordata; Actinopteri; Clupeiformes; Clupeidae
Gene: ifi30b
Product: IFI30 lysosomal thiol reductase b
Cellular component (GO): lysosome
Molecular function (GO): oxidoreductase activity, acting on a sulfur group of donors, disulfide as acceptor
Source: RefSeq, a predicted model, not a curated record